UGCGGUGAGUGUGCAUAAUUUUUAAUUCACAGAAUUCCUUUCACAUAGAAAACGCAAGUGAUACCAGUUCUUUCUUUUUCGCGGUGUAAUUCACGCCACAUUCUACAGAAAUUGUGUAGAGCAGAUGUACUCCUUGCUUAUUUUUUUUUACUCGGCUUAUAUAUUUAAACAGCGAAAGUUCAAAGCAAUUUACUAACCGCAAUUCGGCAUGCAAUCAAGGAUUCAGCCGGGACGAAUACGGGGUAGCCUGCUAUUUGUUACCCGUGUCAAACUUUCGACGCAACCUCGAAAACUUUCGCCCAUUAAAAUCACUACAGCGCCUGGCAGCUUUCCACAGGCUUUUUCAUGCAAGUAAGAAGCGUUUUCCAACCACAAAACAGGCGAAGUGAUGUCACUACAGCAGGCCGUAUAUCAGAAACUUGACUUGCUCGGCUCCCAGAAACCCUCAUACGUGUAGCAACAAGCGACCGCAAGCCAAACACGCCUUUGACAUUUGUGCGCGCAGUACUGCAUCGGCGGUUGGAUACCCCUGCUCCCGAGAUGUUGGAGUUAUAGAACACGUUACCGGUCCGAUGGUAAAGCGGAAAAAGCCUGGAUCAUGCUCUGCACAAGAAGAAAAGCGCCCCGAAGACUCAUCAACGGAGGCUGGGAAGGAAGCCGGAGAUGCAUCGGCUCCUAACCGCGCCGAAGUCCAGCCUGCUGCUGUUCAGCAGCUCGCUCGCACUCGUUCCCAGAACGCCCCACGUCUCGGCUCGCCCAGCGGACUGAACAGUGCAGCGGCUGGUGACGAUGGUGUGUCCGAGAAACAAGAGGCGAAAAGUGCAGUGCCUGUGCAGCGUUCAAGCUUGCGCGUUACGAAGCGACCGCGCAAAGACGCCAGCCCGCCGCCCAGUUCGUCCAACCCGCCCGCCACCAGUGCGGCUGCAAACAAGAAAUCCACUGUGUCAAAGCAAGGUGGAGCCGAUGCUGGCAAGACACGCCGCCCGUGGGAGCUGUGGAGUAUCGAGGACAAGAAUGCCUUCUUUGAAGCUGUUUGUGAGUUUGGGAAAGAUUUUGAGAGUAUUCAGUCAUAUAUCGCUCAGCGGAGCAAGAAGAAAGGUGUGCCCGCGCACUGCAUCAAGAACAAGGAUCAAGUACGACACUUCUACUACAGGACAUGGCACAAAAUAGCGAAGGUCAUGGAUAUUGGAGAAGGCCGUGAAGAUGUGAAGAAACAGACACAGGAACUCUAUGGGCUCAUCAACUAUGCUGAACUGCGGAAAAAAUACAGCGCAUGUAUUAAUCAGAAAAGUGGACAGCUUCUCACUGAAUUAGUUUUGACUGGUUCAACCAUGGUGAAAAUUCGGGGCAAACGGAUUCGCAUCAAGACUCCGGUGUGCCGAGCUCUCAAGAAAAUCAACAAUGUUGAUACGAAGGAUGAGCCACCCAAGCUUCCAGCUGAUGUGUGGGUGGAGUUCCGGCCUCGCACCAAUGCCGCUUGGGUGCAGGUACAGUCUCUGGCUCAGAAUCCUCGGGUACGCACAAAGACCAGCCUACAGCGCCGGCUCUCCAACGUGCUCGAGCAUUUGCAGGCGCGGUGGAAACCGCUCCGCCUACGGCAGAAGGAACAGGCAGUAGCCAGCCUGGCAGGCACAGACUGCAAGGCCCUGGCCUCGAUGGAGCCCGAGGUGGCACAGGAGCUGCGAGUCUGGCCCAGCACCCCCAUCUCGCCCGUCAGCAUCUCAGCCAUGGCCUCAAGCUUGGAUGUGUCCUUCCAGUGCCACCGUAAGAAGGCUGCCACCAUGGCGGAAGGGCUCAAGUCACGCCCCACAAGGCCAACCAAGCAGUCACGAGCCGUUAAGGCGGCAGCGUCCCAGGCCGCCACAACCACCGCAACUUCCUCCACAACGACUGGAAAUGCAGCGCAAGAUUCGACGACAGAUGCUGUUGCAUCUGUUGAGCCUGCUCAGCAAAACAGCAGUAGCAGUGGCGGUGAGACGGCAUCACAAGGCAGCAGUGUUCCGUCCUCCCCACCACUACCUGCGGGACAGGUGGAGGAAAAUCCCGAGGACGAGGCCGCGAAGUCGUUGACCCUGCUGCGCAGCAUGCUGGAGCCUGAUCCACCAGUGACAACGGCAAGCACCGUUCCGGGGACUCAGUGUUCAGCUACCUCAAAUUCAUGCCUCACCUCUUCACCACCGGUGACCCCAACCCCAAUGCCAGCUGCCAUUGAGUGUGUCCAGAACAUCUUGGCAGACGGCAGUGCGGUGGCGAGGGGCCUGACGCUGGGGCAGCUGCUGGGCAAGGCUGCCGAGGAGGCUCGUCAAGGCGGCGAGGAUGAGGAGGACGAAGGAGGAGAGGCUAGGAGAAAGAAGAAGCGAGAGGAAGAAGAGCAAGAGGAGAAGAGAAGUCAGCAGGAGCAGCAGGAAGAGGCCAAGAGGAAGGAAGAGGAAGAGCAUGCCCGUGAGCGUAGCACUAAAGGAUGGACGGCCCAGGAGGCUGGGCUAAUGACCAUUGGCGAGCUCUAUCUCAUGAUGGGGUGCCCAAGCAAGAUAAUUCUUCAUUAUGAUUUUUGUCCUGUGGAGCAAAAGGUUGACAGGAAGUCCAAGAUCAGCCUUGAGUGCACAACGAUGUUGAAAAAAUUGCUCAGCCUUGCAACUGUCAUGUUUGCCGAGAAGACCAAGCAGGGUCCACUGUCGCCUCCUGCGGGCAGAUGUGGCAGCAGCACUGGAACAGGAGGAGGGCGGGGCACUGCUGUUAGCGGCACGCCCCCUUCAGGUAAAAGUGGCACUGGCGGUGGGUCCAGCGGAACACGUGCCAGUGCUGGAGGCACCCCACCCUCGGGCAAGAGUGCGGCAAGUCGCGCCCUUGGCCGUAGCCCGUCAACAAGGACAGCCCAGCGGCCCACGUUGCAGCAGGUACAGCAGGCGCAGGUGCUGGAAAACGCAGCCGAUGGGUCGGCAGCCACUACAGCCUCUGGCACUGACCAGCACGUAUUCGUGGUCCCCAUGGGCAUGGCACCGCGAGCUCACAAGCAGGCGGGGGUACCGGGCAUGCCCACAAACAUCACGCAUCAGGAGCAGCUGGAUCGACUGAUUCCAGGACACAGGCGAGGCAUGCGCCUGCGGGCGGUGCGCAAGCCCUUGGUGGUCCAGCGGCCCCUGCUACCCCGUGCCGACAGGCGUCCUGUCACACUGGUCCAGCUGCUGCCCUCGACCCAAGCCACGCUGGCUGCUGUGGUGCAGCCCUUGGCAUCAGAUCCCCUGCCCCAAGGCAAGGGGAUUGUCAAGCUCAUCCACCCAGCAGCCGCCACGAGCAUUGCAGGGGCUACAUUCGACAUGCAGCCCGUGCAGGUGCCACUGAUCGAUGCCAGCAGCGUGGCCAUGUCAGUCUCGUCGUCAGGGCAUUCCAUCACCACCAGCAGCCCUGCUGUCGCGGAGGCCACCAGCACAUCCACUGUGCUGGUGGCCUCACAACAAGCUCACACAGUGGCUGUCGUCCAAAGCACGCCACAGGCAACAAACAUUGUGGUGGAUGAAACGCCUGUCCUUGCUCUGGCAGAAAGCACCGAAGCAGUGCAGACCCUUGCUGCAGAUACAUUGGACGUUGCAGCUGCUACUGCUGCUGCAGCUGCUUCACCUGUCAGAGUCCAGCCCCUUUCACCACCAAACAUUUCAUCUCUACUUGACAUUUCCUUACCUGAAAGUCUUCCAUCAGAAGGCACGGCUGCACAGAUCUUGGAUGAUGCUGCCACUCUACCAAACUUGGGCGCUACACUCUCGGGUCUCUCAGCCCUCGACACAGACGGUCCUGCAAUUGAGGCUAGCAAUCCUCUGCCAAGCUUUACUGCUGUCUCAGACUCAAAUCUUGCCUCUGCCUUCAAGCUGGCCUGCGAAGAAGCGUCUGUCACUCCUGUAGAGAAAACUGCCAUCACCGACAAGACAGACGGCUUGACAACACCACCCAUGAGUCCAUUCAAGCUUGUUCAUUCAGCUCCGGAUUCCAAUUGGCUGAAUGGAGAGGGCUCAAAUUUUUCACUGAGUUCCCUGCUGAACACACUGGACUCACCACUCAAGGUGACCCAAGUAGGAGCACCGUCAGUGGCACCCGAACCCCCUGUUCUAGCCUUGGAGAACUCGAGCCUAGACUCUAUCUCAAGGCUGGCACCUGAUGUCGACACCCAGCUGCAGUGCCUCAUGAACGAGAACAGCGUAGACUAUGUCGCAAAGUUUGCUGACCUCGCUGCGCAGAUUGCCUCAUCCAAUUCAGAGAGCAAAUCCACGUAGAGACUUGGAUGUCAUUUUCUGGCUCACUCAUUGUACAUAGUUGUGUACCAUAGAACUGUUGGAAACCAUUAUUUAUUGCACUUUGUAGUGUUCACUCUGCUCCGGGUGUAAAUAGGACCAUAAGACUUGUACUGUUAACUGUGGAACGCAAUGCCACUGUGUGGCACGAACACUUUGGGUGCAUUACAGGAAGCCCGGAAGUUUUGCUACUCUGUCUUUCUGCCCCUUCUUUUCUUUUCUUUCUUUUUCUUGUUGCAAGUGUCCAAAGUGUGACAAAGAGUAUCAUAGCAGCGUGCAGUGGACGUUGAUGUUCUGUCACCAGCCUUAUACAGUGUUUGGCGCAUGCUGAAACGAUUGCGUGUAAAAGUCCAGCAUUGCAAGGCACCAGCUCUCCCGUGUGUUGAAACUAUCACGUGUGUAUUCUCAGCAGUCAUUGAACAAUGCUAUCAAGCUUAUUGAGACAAAUCUGGGUUUAUCAGAAGUCACAGCCUAUUCCAGGCGCAAGAUAAUUGGGAGUGUUUUAGCAUAGCAUGCCACGUGACCCACUGCCUUUUGGAGUUGCGUGGGCACUUGUUUUUUUUUUUUUUUUCAUGCACAUGCAGCUGUUCUGGGAGCUCACCAAGCAGAAUGCAAGCCAAUUACAUACUUUGUUACUUUCUCUCCAGCAGCUCGUGGCGUAGAUAAUAUAGUCAAACCUUGCUGUAAUCAUUUGCAUCCGACAACAAAAUAUUUUCAUUAUAUCUGAUAUCUAUUAUAAGGUCAUAUAUAUUUGUUACAUGCAGUUAUUGGAGAUAUUUAAGAUUUACUUCAUUAAAUAUCAUUGGUUACAUCUGCUGCAGUUGACUUCCGUUUAUUCGACAAUGACAGGACCUACGAAAUUGAUCGAAUUAUCCGGCAGGUUGAUUUGAACAAGAGCCACAAAAAACACAGAUACACACUGCUGAUUCAUUUGGCAAUAUUUUCCAAAUUCUAACACGAAGGAGCAAUGAUAUAUGAAGGAGAACCCACUUUUAUGUGUUCAAAGCAGGAAAAUAACAUAAAUACUAUGUUAAAGCUCUAUGUUAAAGCUCCUAAACAAAGUAGAAAUGUAACGCACACCCAAUAGUUUAGCAACUAAAAUGUAGCGUGCCUCUAGUUCUGCAAAUGACAAAAGCCUGAAACCAGCAAAGUUUGCCUUUGCAGAUUAGAAAUUUAUUUAGACCUAGGUAACAUCUAUUGUCAUCGUCAAGCGUUAGAAUUGAAAUAACAAAAAAAUCUAAUUAAGUGAAUUUGAAUUAACGGAAGCCGGAGUUAAGCUGAAUGUUUUAUGCCUCUCAGCUCAGUGAACAAGGCUUCCAUGUGGAAGUUGAAAUGUUUAAGAAUUUUUAGACAACCCCAUUUUGUUCGACAUUCUGUUUUUCUUCAACUUAUGGCGUUGCUGUUCUGAUUCUCAUGUAGCUGGUUUCAGGGUGUAUGAGUUUCAGCACUGUUCGUUUCUCACCAGUGCAAAUGGACCUCAACAUAUUCAAAGCCAGCAUUCUAUGACCCUUGAGAUUACACUUGUGACUAAAGUAUUGCAAUAUGGAGGUGGUUAACUGCUGUUUUAACUGAAGUCAUUGAUUUAGUUGAAGAGGUAAAGUGAAGUACAAAACCUUUGCUGCAGCUCUUUUGAUAGGCAAAGUGUACAGACUGCAUUCUAAAGGGUUCUGCCUUUUAUGUUGUGUAUUUCGAUUCACUCUGUUGCAUUUACUGGAAACUUUAUCUCGUGAGGUGGCACAAAGGUAGCAUGUGAAUGGGAGAUGCUACAAUGCACCUCUCAACUUUAGGCUCUCUACUCUGGAUGUGAAAGCUUGCUCAUUUUGUGACAUCAGUAUCCUGUGGGUCUCUCAGGCACAUAAACAGGGGCUUUGGAAAGUAAAAACUCAUUUAACGCCCCCGUCUGCUUAGGUCACUCAGCAGUGGUACUACAAGCUAUGCCAACUGUACCUGUAGCAUUGUAAUUUUUGCUGGCAUGUGGCGUGCCAUUAUGUCGACGAUGAGUCGGCACUCUGCGCCACAGUAAUAUGAUAUGACUGAUGUGUGCAGUAGCAUUCAGAACACCAGCUGCAAAUCUUCCACUAUCUCAGAACUCUCUGCAGUGGGUGCCAUGCAUAAUGCACUGCAUGCCAGCAUUGCCUAGUUGGUUCCUUAAAGCUGAUGUAGCAGCGGUAAAAUGCUGGUGAGUGAGACAUUGCGUAUUUGAUUCGACACCACCUUCUUGCAGCUCAAUAACUUCCAGCCUGUACGGAUGACCUAAUGCCAUCUGGAAAGUGCGGCACAUUCGAAGCAGGGCGUGAGGGAUGACUGCCACUUUCAUUUCUUGUAAAGCAUGUCCUGCUGGCAGGCGUGUUGGCCGAUGAAGCCAAAUUGCCUGACAUCUAGACCCAGAAUUUGCUGUAUUUUCGUAUGUACAAGUCACACCAAAACUUAUAAGAAACCCAAGAUAAGAAAUCUAAGAUGCAUAGAUUCCGCCUUCAUACAUUGUUUCCAGCAGUGCAGAAUGCACUGCUGUAAAGCCACAUUGUGUGCGGCCACUUUAACAAAAUUGAAUGUCGUGUGCGUUUAUUUGCGAGGCUUUCAUGAAUGAAAAUAGGCAUUAAAUAUAAGUAGUUUUGGCUUAGUGCAGUGCGCACAAUGUCGACUGCUAGUGCUGAGUGCUUCAAACACAUUGGUAUUAUAUCUGCGCCUUAAGAGCUACAAGGAACAGCAGAUGGUGCGAUGACACCUUAUCUGUGUUUCACCCUGCCAGCGUAUUUCUAAUGAUGUAUGCUCCGAGGCUGCUUAUGCUACAACACAGUAAAGUGCUGCAGAUAACAAAAGUGUUGUAAUAGUUUUCUGACAGUUGGCAGAACCACUCCAUGUUUCAUUAUGCUAAAGAGAAACAUACCAUUUGUUCUGCCUGUUUAAAAUAGAGGAGCAUAACGAUGAUUCAAACAUGACUUUCAACAAAGCGAAUGACAAGAAUGUUCAUUACAUUUUUUGUGUUCUUUAAUAGCAUUGACAGCGGAAACCUAGCAGACAUAGUAACUAAUGUGUUUUUUACAAGAAAAAGUGUAUUUGUGAGCUGUUAGCCUCUCAUGCAGUGGACUUAGUGACAUAACUGGAAAAACGAAUUUGCUAGGUUGAUGCUGUCAUGAAUAUUAUGUGGCAGUUAUGACGAGUUCAAAAAGCAGUCCAGUAUGUGCACUUGUGUCUAUCAAAUUUUAUCAAAGUAAAUAUAAACAAUAGCAUUAGUAACCUAUGAUACUUUCUAACAAUUUCAUAUCAAAAUAAUGAUGUCUCAUUGGCAUAUGAUUACAGGUUGUGGAAAUCCGAAGAGCCCUGUAUUUUUAUAAUAUUCCACUUAUCUUUUUGAUCUGUAAUUUAUAGACAGCCAUAUUGAAUUUAGUGACUAGAACAACUGGAUUGUCUUGAGCUGCAGAAGCAUUGCAAGAAGCUUCCAAAUAAAGUUGAACCAAAGUUUGUAACAGUUAUCUCAUGCAGACUGCAAGAACUUGUGUCGAUGUAAAGCUUUUGAACAACACUGAUAGCAAUAGAAGACCCAUUUAUGUUUAUUUUGCUACAUUUUAUAAUGUAAGCAAACGGCAUGCUUAAAUAGUUCUUGUUCAUUGUGUUUUAUUAAUGGGAUUAUCACUGCAAAGUGUUGCUGUACCAGAUGUGAAAUGCACGAGAGUUUAAUGAUCACUGCAUCCAGUUAUUAAAAGUGGGAAAUAUUAGGUUGAAUGACAAAUAUAUCAUCAUUGAUAAGGAUAAUGUAUGAUAAUGAUUGCUGGCGUAAAUUCAUAGCAGUAGCUCGGAAUAAAGGAGCCACGAAGAACAUUAAAGCAGCAGCAAUCCACGUUCUCAUUAAGGCACUGCUGCAUUGGGGGAAAAUUCACUGUGGUUUAACAAUUGCGACGUCAGAUUUUCCUAUGGUAAGUUUAGUGCAAGACGUAUGAUGUGUGCAUAGACUUAACAACAUUAAAGGGGCUCUGAAACACCUUUUCCUGAGACAUGAGAAACACGUUCGAAUAACUGCAGUAUCUAAGGAAUAUGCCGUAUGCUCCUGAAAGAAUUUAUUGGAGAAGACCUAAUACAAAUGAAGAAAGUAAGAGCAUAAUAAUUAAUUUCUAGACUUCUCCUCAACUCCAUCUUCUCAGCAGGGUCAAUGCUAGUAACUAUAUUGCCCAGCUAUUGUGUGCUUCAGGUUUCUUUUUUUACAGUGGAGCUUUUAGAACCAUGGUGGGUUUCUCUUGACGUUCGCAGAGUAUAAAAAUAGCAUGGUGCGUACGAAAAAUAUUCGCCGAGCUGGGGGAGAGAGAGCUUAGAGAGAGUGAAAGCAAAGUAUAAAAAUAGCAUCGCGCAGCAUAGCGACGCAGCGAGGUUGGGUGGAGCCUAGCGGGGGAGAAGGAGCGGUGCGGCGGGGACACAGGUGGUGUGACGUCACUGCUUUCCGAUAAAAACCCGCGCGCGCGCUCCGGCGGAUUUCAAGAAGCUACCAUGUACACAGCAUCGGAGCUAGCAUGCAUCAGAGCUAAGGCGCGGCGGUGCAGCGUCUGGCACAUGACACCGAUGCAUAUGGCAUCUAAACAAAUCGCUUCUGUUGCGGCGGGCGCUUCAAAUGGCGCGCCCUCCCAAUUGAAACCCCCCCACAGGAAGACUGCAUGGAUUUUUCUGAAGCCUUAACGUCCCCCAGUUCCACUGGUUUCUGGUGUUUGCGAUAGCAGAGCCAUGCAUAAUUUUUUUAUCUUUAUGUGAUUGGCUUCUGACAGAUACCUGAGCAAUGGGACAAGCGUAGAGCGUAAACAGCCAUUGCUUCCCUGUUUCCUAGUUUUCUGGCAAAUCUGGAAGUGGCCCAAUGACUGGUGUCUAUGGACUUAGGCCAACAGACAUAGUAGCUGGCAGUUCCAAAAAUGGUGGGGAGGAGCCCUCUCUUUGAAAAUAUGAAAAAUUAUCUCUAUGUGCUGUUUGUUAGCACUGUGUACCAGCUAUACCUACAAACUUGCCUAAGAUCUUCACAGCUCCAUGCUGUACUCACAGAAUGCGUUGUCGCCUAGCUCAAGGGAUAGUUAAUCUCAACUUAAACAUAAUUGAACAGUAUAUGAGAAAAAGCAAACAACGCAUAAUAAAUAAACUGCACAGUUUGAGUACUUCAUUUUGAAGUUACUGUCAUUUUAAUAAUUUGUCCUUUAACCUAAAUUUGGAGAUUGAGUGUGAACUGUACUUUUGCAAGGUAGACAAUACCAAUAUGUAGAGGUGAAAAUGGUUCUGUGGUAAUAUAUACGGUAGACUCCUUUUAACAUGAACUCGAAGGGACCAUGAAUAUUUGCUUUCAGAAGUUUGUCUUAUCAGAAGAAUAAUUGGCAGCAUGACCAGGUGCAUACAAAUAUCUUACUUCAAAACGGUAAAUGAAGUAAACUUAUAGCAAGGGAAAGAUGACAUAAAAAGACAUUUAUUUAGCUGAACUUAAUAGAAAACUGUUUUUCACUGGUACUCUUGCUUGGUUUCAUCCAGUCCUUGAUGGAUGUUUGAAGCUUCUGUGCAAAUCGGCAAGCAGCCACAAACGAUGUCAUCUCACCUAAUGACCUUAAAUAUCCUUCUGUGCCUUCGUGCUGCUCGAAAAAGUUCACUAGAGAGUUCAAGCAGGCAUCUGCCACCUCACAGUUCAUCGGUGCAGGCUCCAAGCUAGCGAAAGCAAUGCAACCUAGAGGAAAGUCUAGGUGACAUUUAGCAAAGUGGGGAAAGAGAAACGAGGCAAAGCGUCGCAGAGGAGGAAGGUAGGCGGAGGCACGCUGGGUUGACCUCUGGCAGUUGCUACAGGUUUCGUUUGCAAUACAGAUGCACUGGGUUCAUCUCGGGAUAACAUCGUCCUCCUCGCACGCCUUACGCUGUGUGUGUAAGUGAAAGCGCGUGACGGUGAGCCGACGAUGGCGGCUCAAUCUCGUGCGAGCAAAGAAGGAAGUGGGGGGGGAGUGCACCGUCUUCCGUUGUGCGCAUGGCACUGGGGAGGGGAGGGAAGGGGGUGUUGUACUUCAGCCACGCGUGGGCUUUAUCUUGAACGUGAUGUGCUUUGGGGGCACACAGUCUAGGUGCGCCAAUGGCUCGUCGCUUUGCAUCCGCUAUGUUCUCACCGCUCAGUUUGCGUUCAAGCGAUAGACAGCGCGAAGGUCACUUCGCUUGCUGCUGCUGCUGCAGUUCCUCACGCCAGCAUUUUGACACCGAGCGUCUGCGGUCAUCGAGUGUGAUGUGUUCAUGUCACCAUGCUUGUUAAUUAGUAAGUGCAUGUUUACAAGGGGUGUUCUACUUCGGCGGCUGCUGCAUAUGGCACGGCCACGCAAGCCCUGUCUUGAAUAUGAUCUGCAAUGCAGACAGUUUGGGCGUACCGAGAGCCAAUAGCUUCAUAUGCGCUAUAGCACCCGUACACUUGCGCGUCAUCCGCAUUCACAAAGUGAAAUGUCACUCUCUUUUUAUUUCCUCCUCUUUUUUCCUCUGUCUACCGGCAGUGAGCACCGCGGGCCUGCAGUAGGGUGCCCUGAUGCGCACGCAACCGGGCGCAGCGCAUCGAGGCACUUUAGCCUCCAGGAUCGGUAGCGGUGGUGGUCACUGUGAACCUUCGUCUUAACCAAAGAGCACGUCUAAGGCAGUUCGUCUUAAGCGGAUGUUUUUUUGCAUUGAGUCUAUAGAAAACCAAACAAACAUUCCGAUGUUGUUUGUUGUGUGCGAGAAUUCAGGUCAACAGAGUUCGUCUUAAUGGGAGUUCACUAUAUAAAGGCAGCAGUUUUGAAACUACUUAGGUAGCAUGCAUAAUUAUUGUGCUCACCUCUACCCUACUUUCUCUAACUCCCCCCCAUAGCUUAUGAAAUUAAUGAAAAGCAUAAAAUUUUGAAUGUUUGUACAUCAACUACCUUUCGAAAGCACAUCACCAAAGCAAUGUGCUAGAGAUUGUGGCCAUGGUGCGGCAAUGUUAGUGGUAGCACUGUCAUUAUUGAUGCCUGCAAGCUUCUGCAACCUUGUAUUUCUUUAGCGCUCUUUCAGUUUUGGGAUGUCUAGCAAACUAUUCUUUCCUAAUUCUUCAGGUUCUACAGAUUUCCACCAACCACAAACUAAGCGUUCAUGAUUGAAAGAAUAGCAAGCUCCAAAAGGCACCCCCUUAUGCUGUGAUGCCAUUAAAUUUCUGUAUUGGUACUCCAGGAGAGGAAGAAUGAGGCUAUGCACUUAAGACCAGUGGUUUCAUACCUGUGCUUUCCAGAUUUGCACUUGAUGUUUAUAGUAGAAAUGCAGUCUGUUGAGAAAGCUUGUCUGUCUGGAAUAUAUCUUUGAUGAGAAGUGGACACAGAAUAUUUGAAAUUAUUUGUGUCUCUUGUUUGUUUGCCCUGAUGUCAAUUUCCUUUUAGUAUUUUCAUGACUACUGCGAGGUACUUAAAGGCACCUAAAAUUUCACUGACAGUUCAAUGUAUUUCAGUAUGCUAGACACCACGAGGUUUUAUUUAGAGUACUGACACAUUUUUGAAGCUGUAGAACCUCUACCACAUGCUCCUCGCACAUAAAAUGAUGACAUUUAGCAAUUAUGAAGGUUGGUAAACACUUGCAAGUUAUUUUAGUUCGAUAUAAAGUUGUUUUCGUGAUACAGGACCUGGCAUCAUUGACAUUAUCGUGACGUCAUGAUGGAGCAAGAUUUUCUUACAACAUGUAACAAUAGGGCUAGGUAUGACGACAUUGCUCUUAAAAAAAGUUUCUGCAGAAACCAUCAACAAUGAUUGUGAGUGUAAUUGAAUAGCCAAAUGCUUCAAGAAAGCUAUUCGCUUUAUUAGAGGAAUGGUGCACGUGACAGCAUACAUUUGUUGCAGUGAGGAUUCUUAGGCAGCGUUUGUUGUUUCAAUGAGUAAUUCUGUAGAGAGCAGAGCUGAUAAUCAGAACGUCUUUGCCAUAGUAUGCGUAGACAGCCAUGUGCGUCUCAAAGAACUCCAACAGCUGUCAUUCGACAAUGAACGCGCCCCUUCAACUUGGUUGCACACAUGUGUGCACUCUUUGCGUCUGCGCCUUUUUAUUGCCAGUGAAGGUUUGACCACCAACCAUAGACCACAAAAACGGGCGAAAGGGGCAAAGAAAACCAUUUGCUUUAAAAUAAACAAGCGCGCUGCACGCGUUUAUUCUGGCUGCACUUGCCUGAGGCAGGUGCAAUGACCCUACCAAGGGUUGCUGAUGUUGCGGCACAUUCACUUCCUAAGUAUUGAAUACAAAACUGGUUCGUGGAAACAAGCAUUAUAAUAAAUUAGGGAUCUCCGAUGAAUGCAAUAUUUUUUCUGGGUUUUAAAAGGCUCAGAUCUUCAUUUAAUGCACAAAAAAAAGCCAAGUUGACUAUGUCAUGUCAGUACACCUUUAAAUAGUGAAGACUGUUUCAGUGUAAACGUGUUUUUCAUAAAAACCACACUACAAGGUGCUCCUUGUUUUCCUACAGAACAUUGCGAGCAAUUUUUCACUGUGCCUAAUGAAUUGAGCAUGUGAUUUCAAUACAUUUGCCAACAGAUAAACAGGUCACUUCUGUACUCGUAUGCCACCAAUUGCUGAUCUACUUUACUCAAAAUAAGUUUUCUGGUGUGCUAUAUGUUUUUUAAUUUGCUUUUCUGUGGCUGUUACUACAUUGUUGAAAACACAGAAAAAGGUAACAUAGUUUAGCGGUGUUGCCAGCAAAAAUUGCUUUCAUUGUUCUGUUUGAUUUGGCCUCUGUGUGUAAACAGUGCUUUGAUAUUUCAUGCCAAGUCUUCCAGUGAGCAGCUUCAUCAAGUUCUGUUAUGCAGCCUUUGUGCCUUCUUCUUUCUUUAUCUCCUCUGUUGUACAUUGUUUGCAUAUUUAUUGUCACGAAAAUCACUGUAUGCCAUGUACAUAUGCAUGUUGGAAAGGAUAUGUAGGAAUGUUUAGCAAGCAUCCACGCACAGGUAGAGCACUUGUCAUUUUAAGCGCAGUCAUCUUAGAAAGUCACUGAUCAUGAAACAGCUAGAAUCAAUGCUUCCAUGUUACUGUGUCAGUUGCUAUAUAAACUGGAUUCAUACAAUGAGACUGAUCACUGAAUCAGUUGGCAGGCAAGUAAUAUGGCUGAGCUGCAACAAAUGGUGCUGCUUGCAGCUUGUCUACAGUGUGGUUCAACAACACUGAACUACGUCAUACUUUUCCUCAGACUGAAUUUGCAAUCUGUCCCAUCAUGUGAAGAAAGCAUUAACUGCCGCGUCAUGUGCCAUGCUUUUCCAUUGCCUUCUGCACCCACUAUCGCGCAGCAAACAACAUAGAGGGGUCAAGCGCGACAUGGCCUCAGAGAUGCUGCACAGGCUCCAAGUCUGUGAGACAAGGCACGACCAUCCUUCAUUAUCUGCUCCGUGGCGACAAGUGUGACAAAGUUUUUUAAAAAGAGGGUGCUGUGUUUGGAAAUCAUGAUUUGUGUGACCAACCUUUGUUUUCUCCUGUGGGGCAGUACAUGCGACUGAAUUAGCCCAGGAGUGGUAUUCUUGGGCAAUCACUUUCUGGGACAUGCUCACUUUCUCAAUAUUUUGCGUGACUAGUUUGGACACUGAACACAUUGUGCCAAGACGGCAUGCUUGGUGUUGUGUCGGGAAUGCUGUUGCUCAUAGGCACCAAAUCAUUCGGCAGUGAAAGUAUCCCCAAAAGUGAUAAUCUGAGACUGCCAUUCUGCUUGGCGUAACCAGUGGCAGAAAAGAGUUUUCUUUUCCCGGGGCUCUUAGGCUGGUUUUGACAGCUGGCAGUAAUUUAGUAGCAUUGGCCAGUAUACCAUCUGUGUGUCAUCUGGCACUGUAACAUACUCUUCAGCAGUAGUUCCAACUGAUAGUUCCUUGUGAGACGGCAUACAACAGGGCGAGCAGCAUCGUAUGUGUGUGAUGUUUAAGCACUACAGAAGAUGUGCCAUACAAAUUAGCAAUGGAAAUACUGGUCAAGUGGCAAAGUGGACUUGCUCUCUUUAGCCAUGCCAUUCUCAUUGCUAAAAUGUGGGCUGUACAUAACAUUUUUAUAGGCUCCAAAGGAUUACAACCUCCUGUGCAGCACGGCUUAAAAGCUACAUACCACAGUUCACUGUUUGUAGCAAAUGGAUGACCAUUUUAAUAGUCUUAUCACAACAAAUGAUUUUUAUUCUCGCAUGUCACAAAAACAUUAAUUUCAAAAUAUUUCAGCAAUGUUUUUCAUGAGGAGUUUCAUUAGAUGUUCGGCUGAACAAGCCAUCACAGUUUCUUGAAAAAGUUUGUUGAAGUUACAAGUGUGCUCUGCCUCGUGCAAAAGGGCAAUAAAAAGCUUUUUGAAACAAA
Messenger RNA from Dermacentor andersoni, 14572 nucleotides. RefSeq names its product cramped chromatin regulator (gene crm). Gene Ontology annotation, cellular component: nucleus. The record is from RefSeq and is a predicted model, not a curated record. Gene Ontology annotation, biological process: pattern specification process. NCBI's taxonomy places the organism in Eukaryota, Metazoa, Arthropoda, Arachnida, Ixodida, Ixodidae. Gene Ontology annotation, molecular function: chromatin binding.